CCUUGUUAAGUGUUUCACAAACUAAUCAAACCUUUAGAGGGUCUCUUUUACUCCCUCAUUCUCUCCCUCCAUUGCUUACACUUCAGUGUUUACACUGUCUAGUGUAGAGCAUCACUCCCCACUACAAUGGCUUCUCCAAAAACACUUGUUUCAUCUCUUCUCGUGACUUUAAUGCUCUGUUUCUCACCCAUCCACUCCUCCAACUCCAUCGGCAAAGGCUACCGUUUGAUCUCGGUCGAAGAAUCUCCAGACGGUGGUUUCAUCGGCUAUCUCCAAGUCAAACAGAAGACCAAUAUCUACGGCUCAGAUAUCACCACCCUCCGUCUCUUCGUCAAGCACGAGACUGACAAUCGCCUCCGUGUCCACAUCACCGACGCCGAGAAACAACGAUGGGAGGUCCCCUACAACCUCCUCCCCCGAGAACAGCCACCACCGACGGCGGGGAAAGUCAUCGGAAAAUCUCCGACCACAGUCCAAGAGAUCUCUGGUCCGGAGCUGGUCUUCAGCUUCACCAUAGAUCCAUUCAGCUUCGCAGUGAAACGUAGAUCUAACGGCCAAACACUCUUCAACACAAGCUCAGACACAAACUCACCCUUCGGACAAAUGGUGUUCAAAGACCAAUACCUAGAGAUCUCAACUUCACUACCCAAAGACGCAUCGCUCUACGGCCUAGGCGAGAACUCGCAAGCCAAAGGGAUCAAGCUCGUCCCUAACGAGCCUUACACUCUCUACACGGAGGAUGUGUCGGCGAUCAACCUAAACACCGAUCUGUACGGUUCGCAUCCGGUUUACAUGGAUCUGAGGAACGUUGGAGGGAAAGCUUACGCUCAUGCGGUUCUGCUUCUCAACAGUAAUGGUAUGGAUGUGUUUUAUAGAGGAACGUCUUUGACUUACAAAGUCAUCGGAGGUGUUUUUGAUUUUUACUUCGUCGCUGGACCUUCGCCUCUUGAUGUCGUUGAUCAGUACACUUCCUUGAUUGGACGGCCAGCUCCGAUGCCGUACUGGUCUCUAGGCUUUCACCAAUGUAGAUGGGGAUACCAUAACCUAUCAGUCGUUGAAGACGUGGUGGACAGUUACAAAAAGGCUAAGAUCCCACUCGACGUUAUAUGGAACGAUGAUGAUCACAUGGACGCACACAAAGACUUCACACUUAAUAACAUCAGCUACCCUCGUGCUAAGCUACUGAAGUUCUUGGACAGAAUCCAUAAGAUGGGAAUGAAGUAUAUUGUCAUCAACGAUCCUGGUAUUGGCGUCAACGCUAGCUACGGUGUCUACCAACGAGCCAUGGCCAAUGACGUGUUCAUCAAGUAUGAAGGAAAGCCUUUCUUAGCUCAAGUCUGGCCCGGUCCGGUUUAUUUCCCUGACUUCCUUAACCCUAAGACGGUCGCUUGGUGGGGAGAUGAGAUCCGCCGCUUCCAUGAACUAGUCCCGGUAGAUGGUCUAUGGAUCGACAUGAACGAAGUCUCCAACUUUUGCUCAGGGCUAUGCACAAUCCCAAAGGGGAAGCAGUGUCCGAGUGGAGAAGGACCUGGUUGGAUUUGUUGCUUGGACUGCAAGAAUAUAACCAAGACAAGAUGGGAUGAUCCUCCUUACAAGAUCAACGCUACUGGAGUCACAGCUCCUGUCGGUUUCAAGACCAUCGCCACAAGUGCUUUACAUUACAACGGUGUGAGAGAGUAUGAUGCUCAUAGUCUCUACGGAUUCUCCGAGACCAUUGCAACACACAAGGGCUUGCAGUCUAUCCAAGGCAAACGUCCUUUCAUUUUGUCCCGGUCUACUUUCGUCGGUUCGGGUCGGUACGCUGCUCAUUGGACCGGAGAUAACAAAGGAACAUGGCAGAGCUUGCGUGUGUCUAUCUCAACAAUGUUGAACUUCGGAAUCUUCGGUGUUCCUAUGGUUGGUUCAGACAUUUGUGGGUUCUACCCUAAACCAACAGAGGAACUUUGCAACCGUUGGAUCGAAGUAGGAGCGUUCUACCCGUUUUCGAGAGAUCACGCCAAUUAUUACUCACCAAGACAAGAGCUAUACCAAUGGGACACGGUUGCAAAGUCAGCUCGUAACGCUCUAGGUAUGAGAUACAAACUCCUUCCUUACCUCUACACUCUUAGCUACGAGGCUCACAUGACGGGUGCACCAAUGGCUAGACCGCUCUUCUUCUCGUUCCCUGAGUACACCAAAUGUUACGGCUUGAGCACACAGUUCUUGCUAGGAAGCAGCUUAAUGAUAUCCCCGGUUCUCAAAAAAGGCAGAACACAAGUAAAAGCACUGUUCCCACCAGGUUCUUGGUACCACAUGUUCGACAUGACACAAGCCGUUGUGACCAAGACGGGUAAGCGCGUGGCUCUCCCUGCUCCGUUGAACUCCGUGAACGUUCAUCUUUACCAAAACACUAUAUUACCCAUGCAACAAGGAGGGUUGAUAUCUAAAGAAGCGAGAACGACGCCGUUUAGUCUCGUUAUUACAUUCCCUAUGGGAGCUACCGAGGGAUACGCGACGGGUAAGCUCUACCAAGACGAGGACGAGCUUCCGGAGAUGAAGCUAGGAAACGGACAGUCCACGUACGUUGACUUCUACGCUUCGGUCGGAAAUGGAACUGUGAAGAUGUGGUCACAGGUGAAGGAAGGCAAGUUCGCGUUGAGCAAAGGAUGGGUCAUUGAGAAAGUUAGUGUUUUGGGACUUAAAGGGGCAAGGCCAGCUUCUGAGAUUGAGAUCAAUGGAAGUCCCAUCUCGAACGAGGCUAAGAAGAUUGAGGUAAGCUCGAAGGAGCAUACUUAUGUGGUCGGGUUGGAAGAGGAAGGAGAGAACAAGAGUGUGAUGGUUGAAGUUAAGGGGCUUGAGAUGAUGGUUGGUAAGGACUUUAACAUGUCGUGGAAAAUGGGUGUUAAUGGUGCAAAUUAAUUUGCAUGUGGGAGUUUGGUGAAGUAUUGGAGAAGAGAAUGAGAUUAUUUACUAAAGAUGGGAAUAGAGGUUUAUUUUGAGAUUGUGUCCCCUCUUUUAUCAGAAGAUGUGUUGUUUUUCGUUGGAAUAAAAAUUGAAAGUAAAAAUAUUAUAAUUAUGUGA
This is a messenger RNA of Raphanus sativus (radish), 3060 nucleotides long. Its product is annotated as alpha-xylosidase 1. Gene Ontology annotation, molecular function: carbohydrate binding; hydrolase activity, hydrolyzing O-glycosyl compounds. The record is from RefSeq and is a predicted model, not a curated record. Lineage: Eukaryota; Viridiplantae; Streptophyta; Magnoliopsida; Brassicales; Brassicaceae. The transcript is spliced from 3 exons. Bases 127 to 2898 code for a protein of 923 amino acids. Gene Ontology annotation, biological process: carbohydrate metabolic process.